AUGUUAAAAAAUAAAAAAAAUAAAAAUAAUAAUAAUAAUAAUAAUAAUAAUAAUAAUAAUAAUAAUAAUAAUAAUAAUAAUAAUAAUAAUAAUAAUAAUAAUAAUAAUAAUAAUAAUAAUAAUGGGUUAAGAUUGUUUAAAACAUGGACUUGA
Dictyostelium discoideum AX4 is the source of this 153-nucleotide messenger RNA. RefSeq lists its product as hypothetical. The transcript is spliced from 2 exons. NCBI's taxonomy places the organism in Eukaryota, Evosea, Eumycetozoa, Dictyosteliales, Dictyosteliaceae. Bases 1 to 153 code for a protein of 50 amino acids. The record is from RefSeq and is a predicted model, not a curated record.